AUGACUGAUAACUGCGGAAAUUCCAAAGGCUUCGGGUUUGUCAGUUAUCAGAGGCACGAGGAUGCAAAGAGGGCAGUGGACAACAUGAACGGGACCGAGAUCAAUGGGAGGCGGAUCUAUGUGGGCCGUGCUCAAAAAUGGGCAGAGCGGCAGCUUGAACUGAAGAAACAGGAAACCAUGACAACCUACUGCCAGAGGCCUGCCAGUGUUUUCAACCCCAAUGAGUGGUGUAACUUUGGUUGUGCUGCUGGUGUAGAUGACUCUCAGGAGCACCUGAGCACACAGCCUCAGAUCACUUCUGUGCAGCCCACUAUACCGGAACCCUUGACCGCUUCUUUUCUGACCAGCAUCUCUCCUGAAGACUGGAAGCAGAUCCCGAGUCACCACCUCUACCCUCUCAUCUGUGAUCAACAGCUUGGCCUGGCAUCUAAAAUCAUUGGCAUGCUGCUGGAGCUGGAGAACUCUGAGAUCUUGCAGCAGUCUUCAGAAUCACUGCAUGGCAAGGCCAGCACCUCUACUCUCUCAUCCUGGACCAGCAGCCUGACCUGGCACCCAAGAUCACUGGCAUGCUUCUGGAGUUGGAGAAUACAAGGAUCCUGAAGCUCCUGGAGUGUCCAGAGUCACUGCACGGCGAGGU
Molecule: messenger RNA, 637 nt
Organism: Conger conger (European conger)
Lineage: Eukaryota; Metazoa; Chordata; Actinopteri; Anguilliformes; Congridae
Product: polyadenylate-binding protein 1-like
Exons: 6
Coding region: 1-600 (199 amino acids)
Biological process (GO): positive regulation of mRNA splicing, via spliceosome
Cellular component (GO): spliceosomal complex
Molecular function (GO): RNA binding
Source: RefSeq, a predicted model, not a curated record